Pygocentrus nattereri (red-bellied piranha) is the source of this 5245-nucleotide messenger RNA. RefSeq names its product transmembrane protein 71 (gene tmem71). The record is from RefSeq and is a predicted model, not a curated record. The transcript is spliced from 10 exons. The coding region runs from base 233 to 1126 and encodes 297 amino acids. NCBI's taxonomy places the organism in Eukaryota, Metazoa, Chordata, Actinopteri, Characiformes, Serrasalmidae.
CUGGCGGCCGUAGUGGGAGCUGGUGGGAAGCCCCGACUCCUUCACUAGGAGAAGCUCACUACGCCCUUGGUGUCUGUCUCUCGCUGUAGGGAGCGUAACUGUGGACGCUGCGCUCCGCAUUGACGCCUAACCAAGUGCGCUUUGACAUUAUCAUUGUUUUUACCAGAGGGCUCUCCCUGUUGCCCGGAAAACACACCGUUCAGUGAAGUCUGGUUGAGCAGCAGUGGGAGCCAUGGCUUUAUUCUUCAGAGGAGCUGUUACAAGUUCUCCCAUAAAGACCAGGAGCAGGCAAGAUGACCAGACAUGUUACAGUUUGGACUCCUCCUUCAUCUCUGACUGCUCCUAUGAGUGUUUCUCCACCAAUCCGGUAACAGGCUCAAUGUGUGUGUGCCGUCGGAGCCCACGCCUCCUCACUAAUGGAUACUAUGUACUGACAGAAGACAGCUUUAAUACUGAUGACCAGGGUAACCUGACCCUCACUCCAACACAGACCAACGUCUCCUACAAAGAAAACCUUGUCCGAAUUUUCCGUCGAAGGCGCAAAGUGAGAAGGUCACUAGCCAGUCUCCUGAGUGAUGUCAGCCAGACAUGUCAGUCAUGGCUGGGUGAGCGUGUGUUUGGAAGAGCAGAUUCCACACACAUUAGUGAACCGCCUUCAUGGUUGGAUAUUAGCAGCAGCACUGAAAAUGACACACCAGUCUCUUUUAAAUAUGAUCCUACAGAAACUUUCUUUCCUCCUGAAAAAGAAACAUUUUUGCCAGAGGAGGAGCCCCACCCAGAUGUCUGCUCUGCCCAUGAGAUGCCUAGCCUUUCAGGAACAGGCCUGCUGGACGUCCCACCCCCUUCUGAAUGUCUCUACAACAGUUAUUGUCCACCCACCUAUCAAACUUCAGUUUCAGAUUGUGUGUUUUUGAAAGCCUUCCUCUUCUUCAUCCUCACACUGUGUCUCUGCGCUGCUGUGUUCUCCAGCGCAAUGAUGUCAUAUCCUGACAGAUGUGUGUUUGGAGGUUUUGCUGUAGCAGUGGCUUUCCUUUUCCUGAUCUCAUCUGUUUGUGUCUCUAAAUCUGUAAGAGCAGUGCGAUGGAGUCAAACCAAGACUGAGGAUAUUACUUCCAGAAACGAGUGAUGAAGUAACACAAUACAAUCUCAGAAACAUACUCACAUACACAACAUUACUUACACACCACAUCCUGCAACAAGUGGAGCUGAAUGAGUGUGUCGACAUCUAAUUGUAAGAACAUUAGUGUGUGUGAAUGCACAUUAGUAUGCAUGAGUGUGUGUCUGUAACAGUAAGUGUGUAUCAGUUGGUUCUGCGUGUUGCUUACUGUUCUUGAAUAGCUGGAGUUCAUGUCAUGAGACUCUGGAAAAAGGGAACAUAAAAUGUUGCAUAAUCAGAUCCUUUAAAUAGUGUGUUAUGUGACACAAACACACUUAAAUCUUGCCUUUUUAUCCAUGCUGUAUCAAGUUGUGCAAGGGUGCUUUCAUUAACUGUUCCCACUGCAGAGCUACCUGACAAGAUUUCUAAAUAAUAGAAUAUUCCAAAUCUAAGAAAGGUAAGCUGUGACCUAGCUGUGCUGUUUUGUGAGCAUAUUAAUUGUAGACAAUCCAAAAAAGUAAAAGUGGACAAAAAGUCUAAAUAUUAUUUAACAGUGAUGAUGAAUUAUCAGUGAUUACCUGAGUGUGCACCAGUUGUAGUGAAAGCACCUUGUUUUUUGAUGCAAAUAUAUGUUUGUGUGUACUGUGUAAUUAUUAUUGAUAUUGUUAUUAAUAUUUUGUUGUUAUUAAUGUAUGAACAGAUUCAUCAGCUUAGCUGUUUGGACUCUUUGACAGCCAAAAUAUAGAAGGCAGCGUCCUCCUUCUCUACUGAUGAAUCAGGGCGACUUUAUUCAGGUCUUCAGAGUUUUAACCAAAUUUUGAUGUUCUCUACGUACACAUAGCAAUAGAAAUACAAAAGUGAUGCUGUUGCUGAUUGGUAGUGAUAGCUGGGCAAAUUGCAACAAACAUGGUUGAGCAUGAGAUCGGACUAAGAUUUAAUUAAAUACUGCUUUGGUAUUAACAUGUCAAACAUGUUGCAGUGAUCUUUGGCUCAGAGGUUUGACCGAACUGAUCCAAAGCUUGCUAUAUGGUAAAAGCACAAUACUCACAGUGUUACUUUUCACAAUUACCUCUUACUGCAUUAAGCAGUAUUCUAAUUCAGAAAUUUACUACAUGAAGAAAUGUGAGCUGUAAUAAAUUAUAUUGGGGUCUUUUAAACACCAGCUCACCUGGGGCCAGAGGUGGGUAGAGUAGCCUAAACCCAGAGUGUUAACACUUGAGUAAAAUGACUCAAAUAAAAGUAAAGGUACCUUUCCAAAAAAGAUCUUGAGUAGAAGUGCAAAUGCAUUGGGUCAAAAACUACUGGAGUACUAACGUACAGAACUGCAGUGGAACUUUUUAGUAAAUCCAGCAUCUAUCAGCAGAAGAACUAAAGUUUGUUGGGCUCGAUUCUUCUCUUUUUGGGAUUCUUUUUGUUUAGUAUAAAAUACUAAAGCUCCCAUCUUAGAGGUGUGACCAGCCACAGAGCAGUACAGAGCAGUACAAUAACAAAACAUAAUAAAAUUAAACAUAAAAUGAAAUUCAUCACUAAAUAUGAAUGGGUUAAAUGUGAUAAAAUUGACUAAAAAUUAGAUGCUGUAGCUCACUAGUAUACUUGAAUAGAGGUAAAAAUAUUAUGCUGUGAAAAUAGGAGAAUACAAAACCAUCAAUGAUUCACUUGAUCUCUGCAGGUCAUUCUGUGUAUAACAGAUCCUCCAACAAGAAACAAUAAUGCCUCUGAAAAGUAGAUUCUGACUUCCAGGAGCAUCAUAUACUUUCUCUAGACAGACAAAGCACUUCUUGUAAGUUGCUCUGGAUAAGAGCGUCUGCUAAUGUUGUAAAUGUAAAUGUAAAUCAUGAAGGGUUUAAAAGCAAAUUCAGUGUUUAGUGUUGACCCUUUCAAUAGGGAGACUCCUUGACAAAUUAUGCUACCUCAUUGAAAUAUCCUUUUCACAGCACUUAUUUAUAUGUGGCUCCUUACAAAAAACUGCAGGUAGGAUAUUUUUAUAGCCUAAACCAGCACUAAAAGUACAGGUAGGAUAUUUUUUGUGCCUGAAUCACCUUAUCAGGGAGUAAAAGUAAUAUUAGGCUGAGUCUGUACAAUACUUGAAGAAAGGCUGAUUUAGUAUUAAAACACAAUAGAACAGAAAAAACGAUGAUCUAAUAUAAUGAUCCGUUUGCUUUAUGUCCAGUUUGUUACUUAAUAGCAAACAGAAGAGAAAUUGUAGAAGUCCAAGGAGGGACCUGUUUAUCACAGUGCCACCACGUUGGACAAUAGUGAUCUCAUGCUCUGUGUUUAUUGCAUUUAGCCUGUUGUGCUUUUGCUGAAAGUUGUGGUAUUGUAGUAGCUGAUACCUCAUCCCUUAAAAGGGAAGUGUGGUGUGAAGAGGGCUGUUGGGCCCUAAAAAUGUGCCAGUUUUCCUAUGGAGAGAUGCUGCUUAUUGCUCAUUAAGUGCCUUUCAAGAUAUGUCCUUGAGGACCCUCAGCCAUGGUUGCAUAUCAAUGCCAAUACCAGAAAUGGUAACUUAAGUGUAAGAUAACAACAGUGUGCAGUUUUAUCUGCAUGUACAUUCCGAUACAGGGUGCAGCCUGUGACACAGUCAAUAGCGCUAUAUUUCUAAUUCUUUAAUAUGGAGAACACAUUUUCCAUAAUUCCAUAGAUAUUUACUGAGUUUUUGUAAUGACUUCACAUAAAAGAUGUCACAUAAAUAUUCCAGUUGACUGGUAUGCAGUUGACUGUUAUAAAGCAUCAUGUUUGCUGGAUGCUUGGAAGGUCUCUAUAUAGAUUUAUAUAGAGCUUAUUUUUUAAUCAAAAUGAGAGUAAGUAAUUCUGUCCAUCAGGAAAAAGACACUGGUCAGUUAACUUUAGAAAUAUAUAUGACAAGUAUAGUAUUUUAUCUAUAUCUUAUUCAGUUGUUAACAAUAAACCACAAAUUAGAAGGGCAUUGAAGUGUGAUGUUCAUGUUAGUGUGAUAAAGUACUCAUAAUGUAUUGCCUGCCUGCAGGCCAAGAUAAUGAAUAAUUAAACGUCACUUAGUUUGUAGCUAAAUCUUACUGUGUCUACUGACUGCAUGUUGUUUAUAAAAAUUAAAUAUACCUUGUAAAAGUAGCAGUAAGUUAUGAGGACUUAAAUGAUGUAGGUAUCAUUGAUUGAUAGAUUGAUAAGCUAGACUGUUUUGCUAUAAAUUCUGUCAAAAGGUAAUUGAGACAGUGUUACAGUAAUCAGUAAAACACCAGUCUGAAACCAUAAGGAAAGAAUGAUGUUUGAAGGUUACAUUGUUUUUUGCAGUGAGGGCAACCUGUGAACAAGGGGCUUAGUGACUUGCACAACUGCAGGGGUCAGUGGGUAAUGAUCUUACGACCUGCAGCCCUGUGGUCUUUUUCUCAUGGUACCCAAUAGGGUUUGAAACCACAGCCUUACGGCUGCUAGUGGCCUUCACCACUUAGCUGCCUAAUGCUGUAUAUUUAUGUAUGAAUUAUACUUUGCCUGAAGAUAAUUCUUUUAGUUUUAUACAAACUUCACAUACAUAAUCUUGAACGUAGACAGUGAACAAGUAAUUUUUCAAAGUUGCAAUACUCAAUUAAAUUGGGACUUUUUCACAGAAUACUGUGACACACACAUACUGAACAAAUAGAAUUUGAUACUAAACUGUAUAUAAAUUGUAUAUUAUUAAGUAUUAAACAAAAACAGCUUUCUUUCAGAUUGGCUCAGCAGGAAGAGCUUCUGUUUUUGGAAAGGUGCUAUAACUGCAUCAGUUAGUUGUGCAUGAACAAAUAAGAUUUUCUUAAAUUGAAAUGUGUCAUAUUCGCUCACUAUCUCACUAUUCAUGCAUGAAACUAUUCCCAAUAUUUUCUCUUUUCAAUUUUAUCAUGUUUAAUGUGUAAUGAAUUUCAUUCUCAGUUGUAACCUAAACUGCAGAUUUCAUGUAGUAGCAGCUGACACAUUCUAACUCACUGUGGCAGAAAUUAUAUUUCUGUAAAACUUUGUAAAAAUAUGCUGAAAGAUUAAUUUACGAACUUUUAAGAAAGUGCUUAGGAAUUUUGUAUUGUGCCAGUGCAUGCAAAGCUGAAAUAAUACAGGGGUUUGCAUUUUUAUUGGCUGUGCAUCCCAAGUGAUUUGUCAUGAAACUCAGAAUGGAAUUUUACUAAUAAACCGUUUUCAUAGCCAUCA